AUGCGCCCCGCCACCGACGCGUCCUCAAAACCCUGCCGCGAUGCGUCGUCCCUCACGCUCCCACCCAACCAUCACCAGCUUGCAUGGCGGAAGACCACCACUAUCGCCGUCCGGAGGGCUUUCCCCAACAAGUAUGGGACAGCCUCCCUUGUCAUCUCCAGCGCCAUAUCAUUGCGAGUCAGCAGGGCCGAUUGCAGCCCCAUGACCCUUACCGCGACGGUCCAAUGGGUGAUCCAUACCCACCGGCUAUUGAUCCCAGUUUCGCCCAGAGUAGUUACGAGCCACCGGGUCCAAGAAGUCGCCGCCUCCAGACUGGGACCCACCAAGGCCAAAGGGGUAGCCAGAACCUGCGACAACACCAAGAGCAGGACCCAGAGCAUGAGCGGAGGCGGGAGCAAGGGUGCCAUGACCAGGAUGGGGAGCAAGAACAGGAGCGCCAUCGUGAACGAGAGCGUCAACGCAUUCGAGACCGUGGUAGAGACCGCCAGCAGCGUGAGUGCGAAGAUGAUCGUCAACGCCGGUACCAUGAGCGUGAGCGCGAAGAUGAACGAGAACGCAGGCCUGGGCCUUCUAAUGCACGGACUCGAAAGCACCGCCGUGACACUGAUGAUUCAGAUGAAGACCUCCCUGAUCCAAGUCAAAUCAGUACCUGGAAACAUCCUCGUCGUGAAGAUGGCACCCCUCGUCACAGAUCCCGUUCACGUCCUUCCCCCUCCGACUCUGACCCCGACUCCAGCAAUUAUCCCCGGCACAGGGAAUGACCUAAGCAAGGUCGACACAAUGCAGCCAAGACGCGAAGGAUCCGUGAUCUUGAAGAAGUGUUGGAGGGAGCUCACUCAGCCGGUGGACAGCCUCAGUGAGCCCCGCCGUGCAGCGAAAAACCUCCUGGCAGCCCUAGUAUGCCGCAAAUUCCGUGAGAUAUGUGGCGUCGAGGAAGGGGGGCAUUGGCCUGAAGCUGAUGAGGCCAGGGAGGGACCCGCUCUGGGUGAAGAAUAUUUCACCCCGGACUUCAAUGCCAGUAGCAACCACUGGACCAAUCAAGAGAUCUUCGAGCGCGUAGCGAGUCUGGUGAUGGAGGAUCUCGCAAAUCCUAAUGAGAGGGAAGACAAAUUUAACCAUAGUUCCGUGUAUUUCAAUGCCCAGACAGUAAAGGUAUUGGCGAAGAAGGCCUGGGAAGGGUAUAAAGUCCAAGCCCGGGCUGACAGGGAUCCAGAGAAAGGUUGGGCUUCAGAGAAGCACAUGGAGAUCCUCGAUGACCUUGACAAGCUGUGGUGGGAGCUUGCAUCUGACGCCGACAAGCAGCACCUCACUGGAAUUCACAUCAACACUACUGAUCAUGCCUCCAAUGCUCCCCCGGCGUUGGCUCCCUUCGACUUUAUGAUAGCUUGUGGAUGGUGGGACAGGUAUCAUCAGACUUACCAGGACCACAUCAGUGAUUGGUUCGAGCACGGAAAUCCAUCUGGAUGGGAAGACAUACCUAAUGAUGAGGACGAGGAUGAGGCUGAGGAUGAAGAUGCAGCAAGGGAACAAGCCCAGAACCAAAAAAUAGAAGAACUCUACGACGAGCGAGCGAGCUCUCAUCAAGAGCCUUCUCAGCCAACCCCGAAUCAAGAUGAGGAAGAGGACUUUGCACCCGCUGUACCCAGCCCUAUAGACAUCCACUCGGGCCCUCCUUCUCGUUCUGAUUCUCUUGCUCCUCCUGCGACGUCUACAUCUGGCUCGUCGGUCUUGCAAGAUCGGGAUCAGUCAACUGACUCAUCUGAUGGAUCUAGUGAUGCAACUUCAGUAGACUCUGAGGCUGAACUCGAUAUCAACAAGCACAGACUGAAGACAACUCUGAUAGACAACUCCCUGACUUAA
Messenger RNA from Gloeophyllum trabeum ATCC 11539, 1860 nucleotides. RefSeq lists its product as uncharacterized. The record is from RefSeq and is a predicted model, not a curated record. The transcript has 11 exons. Bases 1 to 1860 code for a protein of 619 amino acids. NCBI's taxonomy places the organism in Eukaryota, Fungi, Basidiomycota, Agaricomycetes, Gloeophyllales, Gloeophyllaceae.